Molecule: messenger RNA, 2076 nt
Organism: Trichoderma aggressivum f. europaeum
Lineage: Eukaryota; Fungi; Ascomycota; Sordariomycetes; Hypocreales; Hypocreaceae
Exons: 1
Coding region: 1-2076 (691 amino acids)
Source: RefSeq, a predicted model, not a curated record
AUGUCUCAAGCAGCGUUCGGCAUCACGUAUGAGGCAGUAGAUAGUCAAGGUGACGAUCACCGCAUCCGAGUUUUGGCUUUGAAGCCUAGUCAGGAUCCAUCUGAGCCUAUCCACAUCAGCUUGUCAGUUAUCAAGCUCAAUGAUGACCCGUCCUUUGAAGCGCUGUCUUACUGCUGGGGAGACGCCACGGACAAGUUGCUCAUCUUUUGCGAUGGAGUACCCUUCCCCGUCACCAAGAACUUGGAGUCUGCACUGCGGCAUCUGCGGCAUACCAAAGACGAGCGAACUUUGUGGAUCGACGCGAUCUGCAUCAACCAGAACAAUAUUCCUGAACGAAACCAGCAAGUCAGCAUCAUGAAAGACAUAUAUCGAAAGGCUCGUCAUGUCGUGAUCUGGCUGGGAGCUGCAGACGAAGAUAGUGACUUGGUUUUCCCACUGUGCGAGCGCAUGGUUGAGAAGAGACUGGGUCUUCUCGAGUUUGACGAUCUCUCGCAGGGGCACAAUGACGUUUACGGUCCCAAUAAGAAGAAGUUGAUGAAUCAGAGGCUUGCAGCAGCUAAAAGGCGUCGUGCACUGGCCAAAAUCACGACGGGCAUCGGUGAAGCCAGCAGCGACGCCGCCGUAUCUGGCACGACCGCGCAGUCUCCAUCCGCAUCUGACAAGCAAGUGGACGCGACGGACGAUACAGAAGAAGACGAUGAAUCUGCUGCUACUUCUGAAGAGAUUACGGCUUUUUUCCGACUGCUAUCGCGCCCUUGGUUCAGCCGCUGCUGGGUGCUCCAAGAGGCCUGUCUGGCUGAAGAAGCAUCAGUUCAAUGCGGCAAAAAGUCCAUUGGCUGGCUCGAGUUCUGUGCGGGCUGGACGAUCUCCGUCGUCAUGGGAACAAAGGGACUUGAGGGAAGACCUGAUAGGAUUCUCAGAAACGGCUUGAUCUUGAUGAUACUGGUCCAGAGCAAGAUGUCGAGUGCAGAUUCGACACAACAGGGCAUUGACCUUCUUUGGCUUCUUCGAAAGGUGCUUCCACUCGAUGCGACGGAUCCGCGAGACAAGGUAUACUCCAUUCUGAGCCUUGUCAAAGGCGACAGAGCCCGGGAUUAUGGCAUAACGCCCGACUAUACUCUGUCGGUGGAAGAAUGCUACAAGAAGACCGCCAUGGCAGUCAUGUCCCAGAUGAAGAAUCUGGAUGCACUUAUUCUCGAUCACGCAACAUCAUCACCUCUCAACCUGCCGUCCUGGGUCCCAGACUGGAGUCAUUUGCCAUCUCCUGCUCCUGUCAUCCUUGACCUGAACUCGGAAGAGAUGAGAAAGUAUGGGACUGUAGCACCACCCGUCUGCGCCUCAAAGUCUCAACAGUGUAUUCCGGCUCUCAAAGACGAUGGCCUGACGCUUUGCUUGUCGGGAUACGACUUUGAUCAGAUCGUGGAGCUGGAGGAUAUCCUUACUGUCCCCCGGAUGGACUACAUGGACCUUGCCAGCAUGACCUCGUCAGUAGCAGAGUUCAAGAACUUCUGGAAAACACUGUUGUUGGAGCUUGGCACCUAUUUCGACACACUGAUCAAGUGGGAACGGUUUGCAAUGUCCAAAAGAUACGCAACUUACCCGACUGGCGAAACCCAGGAGAUGGUGUUCGCCAUAACAAUGUGUACUGGCAACAUCGAGAGCCCCGAGCUUGUGGUAGAGAGGUUCAGGAAAUGGCAAAAAGCUCUUUGGGGGCCUCGACUCAUGUCUGGCUUCAGAUACCUGGGUAUGAAGGGCGGGUUUUACAAGUCGCUUGUCGCAGCCGCGGGCAUAGGCUCAGCCAUGGGUACCGCUGACGAUAGGGUGUACGCAACAGGGACUGAAACCACGCUGUAUCGUUGCUUGGCGAGGACCAAGAAGGGCUAUCUGGCUGUUGUUCCGAGCCAAAGUAAUGUGGGGGAUCAGGUCAGCUUAUAUGAGGGCGGCAAGUUCCCUUUUGUCGUCCGGUCUAGAACAGGACAGGAACCGAAGCAAUUGGUAGGGCCGUGCUAUGUCCAUGGAAUCAUGUAUGGGGAGGCAUGGGAUCAGUCGUUAUGUCAAGGCGUUGAAAUUAUCUAG